Talpa occidentalis (Iberian mole) is the source of this 4678-nucleotide messenger RNA. RefSeq names its product guanylate-binding protein 1-like. The record is from RefSeq and is a predicted model, not a curated record. Gene Ontology annotation, molecular function: GTPase activity; GTP binding. NCBI's taxonomy places the organism in Eukaryota, Metazoa, Chordata, Mammalia, Eulipotyphla, Talpidae.
CUCAAUCUUAUCUCCAAACCUGAGAUAUAUUCUAUUAUAUAUCAUGGACAUUUUCUUAAAAACAAGUGGUCUCUAAUCUCUUUUGAAAUAUUCAAAAACUUUGAAGAUUUCUCUUGUGAAAUCAUGUGAAACCCGUGUAACCUGCCACUCCCUCAGCUUCGUGGAUUUCCUGUUAUCGGACUCACUGCCUUGGGCCUUGUGCUUUCAGUUUCACAUUACUCUACGUCCAUUAGAAGUUGCUUUACUUCUGAUUACUUGGUCUCUGAAGGAAAUCCAGAGAGCCACACAAUGGAAGGGCAACAUAAAAGUCCAACCAUCCAGUGAGAGACACAGAAAUCACAGAAAUCACUCCACUUAAACUGAGACAAGGGAACAUCCUGAACAUGACCUCAGAGAUGCACAUGCCAAACCCAGCAUGCCUCGUAGAGAACACUCAAAACCAACUGAUGGUCAAUCCAAAAGCUCUGGAGAUCCUGUCUGCCAUUACGCAGCCUGUGGUUGUGGUGGCUAUUGUGGGUCUCUACCGCACAGGCAAAUCCUACCUGAUGAACAAGCUGGCUGACAAGAAGAAGGGCUUCUCCCUGGGUUCCACAGUGCAAUCUCACACCAAAGGAAUCUGGAUGUGGUGUGUGCCUCAUCCCAAGAAGCCAGACCACACCCUGGUUCUUCUGGACACUGAGGGCUUAGGCGAUGUGGAGAAGGGUGACAACCAGAAUGACUCCUGGAUCUUCGCCCUGGCAAUCCUCCUGAGCAGCACCUUUGUGUACAAUAGCAUGGGCACCAUCAAUCAGCAGGCCAUGGACCAACUGUACUAUGUGACAGAACUGACAGAUCGGAUCAAGGCGAAAUCCUCACCUGAUGCCAACGAGGUUGAGGAUUCGGCUGACUUUGUGAGCUUUUUUCCAGACUUUGUGUGGACCCUGAGGGAUUUCUCCCUGGACUUGGAAGCAGAUGGACAACUCAUCACACCAGAUGAGUACCUGAAGAAUUCACUUAAGCUUAAGCAAGGUUCCAGUGAAAAAGAUAGAAAUUUUAAUCUGCCCCGACUCUGUAUCCGGAAGUUCUUCCCAAAGAAGAAAUGCUUUAUCUUUGAUCGGCCCACUCACCGGGAGAAACUAAAGCAGUUGGAGACGUUGCAUGAUGAUGAGCUGGACCCUGAAUUUGUGCAACAAACUUCAGUCUUCUGUGACUACAUCUUCAGCAAUUCUAAAACUAAAACAGUUUUGGGAGGCAUCCAGGUCAAUGGAACCCGUCUACAGAGCUUGGUGGUGACCUAUGUCGAUGCCAUCAGCAGUGGGAAGCUGCCCUGCAUGGAGAAUGCAGUCCUGGCCUUGGCCCAGAUAGAGAACUCAGCUGCAGUGCAAAAGGCCAUUGCCCGCUAUGAACAACUGAUGGAGCAGAAUGCGCACCUGCCCGCAGAAACCCUCCAGGAGCUGCUGUAUCUGCACAGGGCCUUUGCCAGAGAGGCCACUGAAGUCUUCAUGAAGAGUUCCUUCAAAGAUAUAGACCAUUUAUUUCAAAAGGAAUUAGUGGCUCAGCUAGAAAAAAAGCAGGAAGAUUUUUUUAAACAGAAUUUGAAAGUAUCAUCAGAUCGUUGUUCAGAUUUACUUAAGGAUAUUUUCACUCCUCUUGAAGAAGAUGUAAAACAGGGGAUAUAUUCUAAACCAGGGGGCUAUUGUCUCUACAUCCAGAAAAUACAAGAGCUGAAGAAAAAGUACUUUCAACAACCCUGGAAAGGGAUGCAGGCUGAAGAGAUUCUUCAGAAAUACUUGGCAUCCAUGGAAUCUGUGACUGAUGCCAUUCUACAGACAGACCAGAUGCUCACAAGAAAGGAAAAAGAAAUUAAAGUGGAACGUGUGAAAGCAGAAUCUGCUCAGGCUUCAGCAAAAAUGUUAGAGGAAAGGCUAACAAGGAAUCAACAGAUGAUGGAACAGAAAGAAAAGAGUUAUCAGGAACAUGUGAGACAAUUGACUGAGAAGAUGGAGAGGGACAGGGUCCAGCUGCUGGAAGAGCAAGAGAGGACUCUUGCCCUUAAACUUCAGGAACAGGCCCGACUAUUAAAGGAAAGAUUCUAUAAUGGAUCGAAAACUCUAAAUGAGAUACAGAAUCUCCAAAAGAGGAUGGAAAAACCAAAGAAGAGAUGUCUGUGAAGGUGAAGACCUGUACAAUAGCAUUCCUGGUCACUCUUAACUUAGGUAUAACUCAAGCACUUUUAUAAUAUUGGAAAAAUCACUACACUUGAUAUUAAUUAGAUCUUGUAUCUUUAUAAUACUUAAAAUUUAAAAAGGUAUUUAGUACUUUAAUUGAAAUCAUGUCCAUCCUCCUAAAAAAAAGUAUUAUAUAAAAAGGAGGCAUCUUAUCUCUGUGGCAACAUACCCAGAAUCAUGAGUUAGUUUUUGUCAUCUUCCACAUGACCACUGGCAGAAAACUAAAUAUUGAGCAAAGUCUUAUAUACUAUAUUGGGACAUAGUUGGGCCAUUAGUUUGGCCAAGUGGGUUUCAAUAUCAGAUACAACAUUGACUCUUUUUUAAUUUUAUUUUAUUUUUAUAUUGCCCUUACAAUUGCAACCCCCUUAUUUUGAACCCAAUCCCUCCUUUCCCCGCCCCCUACCCCCCAUAGAGUGUCUCUGGUUCAUAGUUGUUUGUUGAUUUUUAUACUUUCUUUCUUAUAGUUAUUCUUUUUCUUGGUCCCUUAUUUAAGUUUUCUAGAUUCCUGCUAUGAGUGAGACCAUCCAGUAUUUUUCUUUUUCUUUCUGGCUUAUUUCGCUGAGCAUGAUCCCUUCCACAACAUUGACUCUUAAGAAAGACAAUGUAGGGCCUCCCCAGUGGUGCAGUGGUUGAGCACUGGGCUGCGAAGUUGCCCGCUGCCUCUGCAGCACUAGUUUGAUCCCUGGCCGCUGGGUGAGGGUCCCACAUGGCGCACAGACCUCUCUUGCCACCCGCUGCUCCCCUCAGCAGUGUACUUCAUCAGUCUGCCUGCUCUGCUCUCCCCUCUGACUCUGGUGAAUUCUCUCACCCUCCCGCGCUUCUGACUGUACCCAGUGCUUGUAUAAAUCAAUCAAUCAAUCAAUCAAUCAAUCUUAAAAAAAAAAAAAGAAAGACAAUGUAGUUUUCCAUUGCAUCAAGACUGACAGCCUGUGAUAAAUGAUGGGAUUCCUGGGCAUCGGGAAUGACAAUCCUCUCUGGUGGAUUUCAAGCUAAAGUAAAUCAUCUGAUACAGAAAUCUAGAAUCUGCACAGAAUUACCAUAAGAAUAUAGGAGAAACCGUUAGUGUAACUAGCUGUUGGAUCAUUAACAAGUGGAAAUUUUCCCAUCUUGCUCACCCAGAUUAUAAUUUUAAAAGGACACUAGAACUUUAGAUAAUUCACACUGCACUAAACAUAUUAAUAUGAUGACAAUUACGCAUUUGUAGCAACAUAUCAUUCAGAGAUGGAACUUCAAUGAUGAUAAUGUGUUAGAAACCUGAGCUAAAUUAGUAGAUCAUAUAUAAUCCUUAAAGCUUAGGCUGUCUUCUCCCACUUGUUUUUUAUUGAAGUAGCAUAGAAUUAUAACAUUGCUUAAGUUUCAAGUACGCAUCAUUAAAACACUAACAUACAUAUAUACUGCACUAAGUUUACUAUUAAAAGCCCAAUUCUAUCCUUUGCCGUAAAACUGAUUCCUUUGGCACUAUUUGCCCCUCAGAUACCUCUUUCCCCUCAGUCAUACUUGAGAUUCUGUUGAUUUUCCCAAGAGAAUACAGACUUUUUUUGACAUGUUGAUCAAUAAAAUAAUGCUCUUAGUGUGACUAUAUGUAGAAUUCAUCCUAAUUAUCAAAAGCCUUUGGUAAGUGGUUGGUAUUUCUGAAAGCAAUUAAGAGUAAUUUUCAAGUUACAAAUAUAUUUCACUGGACUUUAGAUUUCUGAAGAGUUCAUUUAGGUUUUUCACCAAAAAGUAAGGUUUUAGUCUUCAUAGCAAUGGUGGAUAACUUUUCAGUAAAAGACUAGACAGUAAUUAUUCACGAGUUUGUGACUUAUAGUCUGUCUCAACUUUUAAAUCUGCCAGGGUGACAGCAGUCCUAGGUACAGACAUAAAUGAAUGGCCAUACCAGUGUUCCAAUAAUAGGUGGUGCCCACAGACAUAGUUUACAAACUCUUACUGCAUAGACAUAUUGGUCAAAUUCUUAUAUAUUUGCCUUAGUUGCUUACAUUUAUAAGGAAUAUAUGGAUUUGCUUGUAUAUGUUAAGAUCUUGAAAAUAUUUGGUGAUAGGAAUUUUACAGGGAUUACACCUGAGAGGAGAAAGCAAACAUUGUACAAAAAUGAAAAAUGAUGUAAACAAUGAUGUAAUAUAUAUGUAUAUAUAUAUAAAUAAAUAUUAAAGAAAUUAUUACAUGAUGGAAGAAAAGAAAUUACAUGAUGGGAGAAAAGCAGAGAAGCAGCUGAUGCCAUUAAAUCCAUAUUAAUAAUCUGAUUGCAUUUGGGCAAUAAAAAUUUGGGAAUAAAAAUUCAUUUGAAUACCCCACACCCUCCCAUCGAAGGUAGAAUGUGUCCUUCCACUGCUAAGUGGUGUUUCCUCACUUAAACUGCAACUUCAUAGGGAAUUAGAUGAGACCCACAAGAUGCUAGAUGGAAUGUUUAUGUCUGUAUGCUUUGUAUUUUCUUUUCCAAGCUGUAUUGUCAUUAAAGAAUAAGUAAAAUACAU